Lepisosteus oculatus (spotted gar) is the source of this 3156-nucleotide messenger RNA. Its product is annotated as NAD(P) transhydrogenase, mitochondrial-like. Gene Ontology annotation, biological process: Golgi organization; proton transmembrane transport; NADPH regeneration. NCBI's taxonomy places the organism in Eukaryota, Metazoa, Chordata, Actinopteri, Semionotiformes, Lepisosteidae. Gene Ontology annotation, molecular function: ATP binding; ATPase-coupled intramembrane lipid carrier activity; ATP hydrolysis activity. Gene Ontology annotation, cellular component: plasma membrane; mitochondrial inner membrane; trans-Golgi network. The record is from RefSeq and is a predicted model, not a curated record.
AUGUGUGUGAGAGAAAAUUCUGUGAGCCUUGUUUCUGGUGCAGGGGUUCGCUACACGGACAUCCUGGUUGGAAUCCCCAAAGAGGUGUCAAAGAACGAGAGGAGGGUGGCUGUGUCCCCGGCUGGGGUGCAGGCCCUGGUGAAACAGGGCUUCAAUGUCCAGGUGGAGUCGGGCGCCGGAGACGAGGCGAAGUUCUCAGACGACCAGUACAGAGAAGCAGGUGCCAAGAUAGGGGACACAAAGACUGUUUUUGGUUCAGACCUUGUUCUGAAGGUAAGAGCUCCAACAUUUAAUAAUGUAUUGGGAACACACGAAGCUGAGCUGCUCAAACCAAAGGCCACUCUUGUGAGCUUCAUCUACCCAGCGCAAAAUCCUGACCUCAUGGAGAAGCUCUCCAAGCAGCAAGCCACUGUUCUCGCAAUGGACCAGGUGCCUCGGGUCACUAUUGCUCAAGGAUAUGAUGCCCUGAGCUCCAUGGCUAACAUAGCAGGGUACAAGGCUGUUGUCCUGGCAGCAAAUCAUUUUGGAAGAUUUUUCACUGGCCAGAUCACAGCUGCAGGGAAAGUGCCUCCGGCCAAGGUUUUAAUAAUUGGCGGGGGGGUGGCAGGCUUAGCCGCUGCAGGGGCUGCCAAGUCCAUGGGAGCAGUCGUCCGAGGAUUUGACACCAGGCCGGCUGCCCUGGAGCAGUUCAGGUCCUUUGGCGUGGAGCCCCUGGAGGUGGAAUUGGCCGAGUCCGGGGAAGGAGUGGGUGGCUACGCUAAGGAGAUGUCCAAGGAGUUCAUCGAGGCAGAAAUGGCCCUGUUUGCCAGGCAGUGUAGAGAUGUGGACAUCAUUAUCAGCACUGCUCUCAUUCCAGGAAAAAGAGCCCCUAUCCUCAUUAAGAGAGACAUGAUUGAGUCCAUGAAAGAUGGAUCAGUGGUGGUUGAUCUUGCUGCUGAAGCUGGGGGAAACAUUGAAACCACCAAACCAGGAGAGCUGCACAUCUACAAGGGGGUGACGCAUAUAGGAUACUCUGAUCUGCCCAGCAGAAUGCCCACUCAGUCCAGUACUUUGUAUUCUAAUAAUGUCCUGAAGCUGCUGAAAGCCAUUAGUCCCGACAAGGAGUAUUUCUAUUUUGAGCCCAAGAAUGAGUUUGAUUAUGGAACAGUUGACCACGUCAUCCGGGGCACCACAGUCAUGCAGGAAGGCAAGAUUCUCUUCCCAGCCCCUUUACCAAAAACUGUCCCGCCUCCCGCUCCUGCUAAACAGAAGACAGUGGCCGAGCUGGAGGCAGACAGACUAGCAGAGAUCUCCCCGUUCAGAAAAACCAUGACCUCUGCCGGUGUCUACACCGCAGGGUUAACAGGAGUCCUGGGCCUGGGCCUGGCCUCACCUAAUGCUGCUUUCACCCAGAUGGUAACCACCUUCGGAAUGGCUGGGAUAGUUGGAUACCACACAGUGUGGGGUGUCACGCCAGCCUUGCACUCCCCACUGAUGUCAGUCACUAACGCGAUUUCAGGUCUCACGGCUGUGGGGGGCCUGGUGCUGAUGGGGGGAGGAUAUACCCCUUCCAGCCUCCCCGAAACUCUGGCCUUACUCGCUGCCUUUGUGUCCUCCAUCAACAUCGCAGGUGGCUUUCUGAUCACACAGAGGAUGCUUGACAUGUUCAAACGCCCGACAGACCCCCCAGAAUACAACUACCUGUAUUUAUUACCUGGAACAGUGUUUGUGGGUGGUUAUGGAGCUUCUGUUGCCAGUGGGUACAAUAUUGAGCAGAUGAUGUAUCUGGGCUCAGGCUUGUGCUGUGUGGGGGCACUAGCUGGGCUCUCAACCCCGACGACCUCCAGGCUGGGGAAUGCCCUAGGAAUGAUUGGCGUGGCAGGGGGAAUUGCUGCCACCUUGGGGGCACUUAAACCAUCCCCUGAGUUACUCUCCCAGAUGUCCCUGGCCAUGGCGACAGGAGGCACCUUAGGUCUGACCAUUGCCAAACGCAUUGAGAUCUCUGACCUCCCUCAGCUGGUGGCUGCUUUCCACAGCCUGGUGGGCUUGGCAGCGGUGCUCACCUGUAUUGCCGAGUUCAUGAUCGAAUACCCUCACCUCGACGUCCACCCCGCAGCCAACAUGGUGAAGACGGUGGCCUACCUGGGGACCUACAUCGGGGGGGUCACAUUCAGCGGCUCCCUGGUGGCCUAUGGGAAGCUUCAAGGGCUCCUGAACUCUGCCCCCCUGCUCCUCCCUGGUCGCCACUAUCUCAACGCCAGCCUGCUGGCAGCCUCGGUGGGCGGCAUGGUGCCCUUCAUGAUGGACCCGAGCUACACCACUGGCAUGGGCUGCCUGAUUGGUGUUUCAGGGCUGUCUGCCAUAAUGGGGGUGACGCUGACCGCAGCUAUAGGAGGGGCUGACAUGCCAGUUGUAAUCACAGUUCUCAACAGCUACUCUGGCUGGGCCCUGUGUGCAGAGGGCUUUCUGCUGGACAACAACCUGAUGACCAUUGUUGGAGCGCUGAUUGGGUCCUCUGGGGCCAUCCUGUCCUAUAUCAUGUGUGUGGCCAUGAACCGGUCGCUGCCUAAUGUGAUUCUGGGAGGAUAUGGAACCUCAUCAACAGGGGGAGGGAAGCCAAUGGAGAUAGUCGGGACACAUACAGAAGUCAAUGUGGAGCAGUCAGUGGAGAUGAUCAAGGAGGCCAGCAGUAUUAUCAUCACCCCAGGCUGGGGCCUGUGUGCUGCGAAGGCCCAGUACCCUAUUGCAGAUAUGGUUAAAAUGUUGCGGGAACAGGGCAAGGCAGUCAGGUUUGGCAUUCAUCCAGUCGCUGGUCGCAUGCCUGGUCAGCUGAAUGUGCUGCUAGCUGAGGCUGGAGUUCCUUAUGAUGUUGUGCUGGAAAUGGAUGAGAUCAAUGAGGACUUCCCAGAAACCGACUUGACACUAGUUAUUGGUGCAAACGACACAGUGAACUCUGCAGCUCAGGAAGAUCCUAACUCCAUCAUUGCUGGAAUGCCAGUCUUAGAAGUGUGGAAAUCGAAACAGGUCAUUGUGAUGAAGCGCACACUAGGAGUGGGUUAUGCUGCAGUUGACAAUCCCAUUUUCUACAAACCCAACACAGCUAUGUUGCUGGGAGAUGCCAAGAAAACGUGUGAUGCUUUGCAGGCUAAAAUCCGAGAAAUGUACUACAGUAAUUAG